GCAAAAUUCAAACCGCUCAGUCUUGGUUCUUUUGAAUUAGUUGAUCUCAACCCUCUUCAACCAACUUGACUUGUCUCGCGUCAGGCCAGCAACCCGGAACCAACAUCAACAACGAAAAACAAAACAAAACAUGCAGUUUACGAAGCCAGUUCCGCUGCCGCCGGGCCCGUCGUUUGUCGUCGCGUCGCAGGCGCCGGUCGGCUCGUGGUCGUGGUCGCACACGUACGCCUACAAUGCGAACGGCAUGCGCGGUGACGACGGCAGCACUGGCCACGCUGGCUCGCACGGCAUGGGCACCGGUGCGAAUGGUUUCCGUGGCGGCGACGGCACGCCCGGUCUGCGUGGUCAGGACGCAGGGAACAUUACUCGCACGAUUUUCGCAGACGAAACCUCAAACCAGACCGUCCUUGGCGGCGGCGGCAGCACCUCGGAAGACCGCUGCACGCUCGGCGAUCCCUCUACGUCCAUCUUCAUGAGCGCCAUCGGUGGCAACGGCGGCCGUGGCGGCGACGGUGGUCGAGGCGGCGACGGUUCCAUGGGAUACCGCGGCACAGACGCGACCCAGUACUCGAGCGGCGGCAACGGCGGCCCUGGUGGCGACGGUGGCCGAGGCGGCGAUGGUGGCCGAGGUGGCGAUGGUGGCCAUGGUGGUCACAUUGUGCUCCAGGUCAACGAGCGUGAUACGGAUCUGCUCAUGCUGCUCAAGGAUGUGCCCGUCGUUGUGGGUGGCAUUGGUGGUGAUGGCGGCUACGGUGGCCCUGGUGGUUCGGGAGGCCCCGGUGGCCCCGGUGGCUCGAGCUACAGCUGGACCACGUACGAGACGCAGUACUCGACCGACGCGAACGGCAAUUCCUACUCGACGACCGUCUCAGUCUCUCACACCAAUCCCGGUGGUUGGUCGGGCCCGUCGGGCUGCUCUGGCGCUUCUGGCGACACUGGUGCAUCUGGUUACAACGGCAACAAUGGCAGCUUUGGCAUUCCCGUCACCUCGGCCGAUGAUGCAAGCAUGGUGAUUGCCACCUACCCGCGGCCGUACGAGCUCAACCUGCGCAACGUUGCGAUGGCCGACACCAAGGCGUACGGCAUCAUUGAGCCGACCGCGACCGUGGCCGUCGAGGUCGAGUCCCAGAAUGUGGGUGGCAUGCCAACCCCCGGCUACCAGGAUGUGGUGUUCACCAUCCGCGACAACCAGUGGGUGAACUUCAAUCCUGCCACUGAGUCUCGGCUCGUGCCGCGCAGCAUUCCUGCCGGUGGCUUGGCCAACCUCUCGGCCCCGCAGCACAUCACCGUGCCCGACGUCAGUGGCCCGUCGCGUGGCCUGCCGCUGUACGCCCCUGCGCAGCUCGAGCACCGCGCCACGGUGACGCGUGUCAACCAGGACUUUUACCACAUCCGCGGUCAAGACACUCCCUUCCGUGUCCGGUUCCCCCUCGAGCUUUCUGCCGUUGUCGGUGCCGAAGCCAUCAUUCCAGGCGCCGAAGCCCCGAUUGCCUUGCGUGUCAAGAACAUUUCUCUCAAGCCCAUGGGUCUGAACUCUGAGACCCGUCGCUUGAUCCUGGCACACUUGCGCCUGCUCGUGACCAAGGAUGUCUUUUUGACGGCCGACGGCGUGUUGGUGCUCACCAACCCGCCAAACCCGGAAGACUAUGCCCUCUCCGGUUUGCCCGACACGCUUCCCUUCCCCGAAGGCGACAUUGUGCUCCGCGACAAGAACGGCAAUCGCAUGACCCUGCUUGGCGGCUUCACCCAAGAGAUUGCCGAAUUGAUGCCGGGUCAGGUGUGCUACAUUGCGGGCACCGUUGCUUUUGGCAACCCGGACACCCCGAUGUACACCAAGGUCCACAUGCAGGCCACCCUCGGUGAGGGUCGUCUUCUCGCGGCAGACCAGCUGCAGCUCAUCCACCAGCGCCCGUGGUCCAUCCAGCUCUGCGAAGCGUACAACCGCAGCGACUCGAACGACAUUCUUCUUGUGGUCAACAACCUCUCCAAGGCCGAAGAAGUCACUGCCUGGGACAACAUUGCGCGCACCUACGGCAUUCGCUUGGCCAAGUGGAACAUUUCGCUGUACACCGGUCUGACGCUGCGCCACGUCAAGAUGAGCGGCACCUCCCUCGAGCAAGACUUUUCCGGCAAGACCAUCAUUGUCCUGAACAACCCUUGCAUGGAGGGCGAGAAUCGCGACCGCAUUCCCUUGCAGAGCAUGCCGACCGGCGAGCUCAUUGCCACCGCGCGUGGUCCCCGCGGCAUUCGCUUCUACGUGCCCGGUCGCAUGGAUCAGGCCGAUGCUCAAAACCACCUCGUUCCCCUCGAUGUCUGGGAGUGCAUGGCUGGCUACACUAGCGUGAGCAACUUCCUCAAUCGCCCCGACGAAGCCGAGAUUGGCCCCUUCCCUCGCGGCACCGAGAUCGCCAAGGACAUUGAAAACACCUUCUGCAUGCAGAUUCUGGCGCGUGGCAACAAGGUCCAGCGCCUCCAUGCCAUCCUGCACAAGCGUCCGGGCAUUAUUGCCAUUUACGAGCCACUGAACCUGUACGUCCCGAUCGCCGUCAUCCGCCUGGUCGGCGCAUUCGUCCGCCUGACUCAGGUGCCCGCGAGUGCCGAUGAGCCAAUCACCUCGUUUACCGUCGUUAGCAGCGCCCACACUGUCACCUUCAGCGACUUGCCGGCAGACCCUCCUUCGACCGACCCCAACUACAUUGCCACGCCGCCGGCCUGCCGCGUCUGGUACCCCAUCGUUUGCCAGACCAUCCUCGAGCUCUCGCGGGAGCACGUCCAGAAGAUGCACCAGACCGCCGCUCACCACGAGUUCCAGCACCACCAGUAUGUGCAGAGCCAAACCCGGGCCGCGCCGUUGCCCCAGCAGCCCAACGCGCCGCGCGCAUCUGUGGCCGCCGUCAAGCUGCCGGCUGUCGUGGCGCCUCGCCGCUUUAGCCAUCGUCUCACCUCGUCGCUCUCGACUUCGUCCAGCAGCACCAGCGGUGUCGGCUCCGAUCCCGCCACCCCUGGCGCUCCCGUGUCGCCCUCUCCCUCUUCUGGUGCGGAAGACGACGGCGUUCCCGCUGCCGAGAAGAUUGCGCAAAAGGGCGUCAUUAGCGGCUGGCUCCAGGUGGCUGCUGGUGCCAAGGGCACUGCUUUCUCCGAGCGCUUUUGCGUGCUCGAGUCGACCCCGACCUGCGUGCUGAACACGUACUCGAGUGCCAACCUCGAGACCGUGACCAGCACCAUCGCUUUGGACACGGUCAUUGUCGUGGCUGGCGGCAAGCCCAAGCGGCCCCAGUUCUCCAUCAUCAACGCCAUGACGGAUGCUGGCUCGGUGACUGUCCGUCCGAGCGAGCAGCACUCGCCCACUGCCAACCCCGCCAUUGAGGACUGGCUGGAGGAGCUGUACAAUGUCAUUACCAACUCGCGCCCCGGCAAGGUCAUCCCCACCUUGGCCCCUGCGGACGAGACGGUGGUGCAGAUUGGCGCCGAGUUCAAGCCCGGCGAUGAGGCCACCAGUGUCUCUACCGCCGCCAUGCAGCUCGAGUCGUACACGUCGACGGUUGCCAACCUCAACAUUGCCGGCGCCCGUGUUCACCGUGAAGCGUGGUUCUCGCACGAGCGCGCGGCACGCAUUGUGGUCUCGUCGGCUCGGUGCUGCUGCGGCGGCCCGUCCUCGGAAAUGCUCGUUAGCCAGGCCACCAAGCUCGCCUACACGCUGUCUCGCCGCUACCCCGGCAACCGCUUUAUUGUGGUGCACGAGUACGACGCUCAGAUGAUUACGGACGGCAUGUUUGCCAAGUACAUGGUCGGCUCGAUCUUUGUCUUCCGCUCGCUCGAGAGCAAGCGCGCAAACGCUACCUAUCUCUCCGUGGCCGACGACUUUAUUCACACGGCAGAGUUUGUGACCAGCGCGCAAAACCAGUUCAACAUGCUCAAGAGCUUGCCGCUGAAGCGCAAGUUGGCCCUGCUGCCGAGGCGCGACGCCAACUGCCCGAGCGCCGAGGACUGGGCAUUGGAGACUCGCGCGACCAGCCCCAUUGGCCUUGUCUUCUCUGCCAUUCUGUCGGAUCUGGCUGAUGAGCAGGCAGCUCUGCGCAAUGCAAAGUGGGUUGGCGAGCUCAGCUCGUCGUACGUCAACACGCAGCUCGAUGCUCUGCGCACCGUGCUCGAUUUUGCCUACUUUGACGAGGGUGCCUGCGUGGCAGAUGGCGCCGCCGAGCAGCUCAUUGUGCAGUUGCUGGGCAGCAUUCUCUUCCUUGCGAAUGCCACCAAGAACUGGGCCGAUCGCCUCCUGCCCCGUCGUCGCUCCACCCUCGUGGCCAAGCUCACCACCGACCUCGUCAUCAAGGCUGCCAAGACCACCCUCUUCCGUCUCGGCAACGGCCAAGACGCGCGCAACCGUGCCUCUGCCGUGCAGCGUGCCUCCUCGACCAUCCAAGCCGCAAACAAGCGCGCCAACCCCCAGCAGACUGCCGGUGAUCUCUUGCACGAAUUCUGCUUCCCUAGCUUUGCUGCCAGCGCCAGGCGUGACAACUUUGCCGCAGACUUUGCUGGCAAGCACCGCAAGUUCCGUCUGCACCACUACAAGACGGACAACCUCGUCAUGUCCAUGGAAGAGUUUGGCAGCCGCCGUAUGAACGCCAACUUUGGCCGUCCCGUCAUCGAGGAGCUCAACCUUUUCGAGACUCCCGAGCAGCGUGUCCGUGCUGUCGAGGCGUACAUGGGUCGUGCCGACUAAAAUAAAGCGGCAAAGGUUCGUGUGUUUGUGUGUGUGUUUGUGUUGUUUAUUUGUUAUUGUUUGUCAGCGAGUCGUUGCUGGUCAAAUAGUGUUUCAGUGACUGUGUUUGUGAGAUGACUUUGAUGUUGGAUCUUGAAAGUGAAAUAAACUCUUAGAAUUGUGAA
This is a messenger RNA of Capsaspora owczarzaki ATCC 30864, 4884 nucleotides long. RefSeq lists its product as hypothetical. The coding region runs from base 131 to 4720 and encodes 1529 amino acids. The record is from RefSeq and is a predicted model, not a curated record. Lineage: Eukaryota; Filasterea; Ministeriida; Capsasporidae. The transcript is spliced from 2 exons.